Messenger RNA from Teleopsis dalmanni, 907 nucleotides. RefSeq names its product GTP-binding protein Rhes-like. The record is from RefSeq and is a predicted model, not a curated record. Lineage: Eukaryota; Metazoa; Arthropoda; Insecta; Diptera; Diopsidae. Gene Ontology annotation, molecular function: GTPase activity; GTP binding.
UUUUAUUAAUUGAGUUUGAAAAGUCCUGCUGUUUCCUAUUUGAGCACCACCGCCCGAAUAGAUAAAUCGAGGGUGGGAAAAUAAACAAAAACAAAUCAAAACAGAAAAUGUCCAAACAAAAAAUGUGCCACUUAAUGAACCAUAAAGUUCGAUAUCUAUAGGCGACCAUUAGCAGUGUAAUAAAAACCAACAGGCGAAGGAAGUAACCAACCAAUGAAGCAAGCGGUUCGUGGUUUCACACAAGAAGGCAAUUACUUUCAAUGUCAACCACCGUUGACAAUUUAAGCAGCACUCAAUACCACAAAAUAACACUCGAAACCACUGUGUUCUGGCGCAUAAAAGUGGGAGCAAAUUUUUUUUCCAAUUAAUUUAUCGUUUAGUGUGCCAUCCAAAUAGAUACAUUUUAACCAUAUGUAUAGGCACUUACAUACAUAGUGCUAUACAUAAACGUGUAGGAGAAGCGUGGAAUAUAUAGUUAAGCAAGGACACCGAACAAGAAGACCAGAUGAGAAUGCUGCCGACAACAAUGAACCGUUGCCGAAAUUGGUUCUGUGCGCGCAAUAAUAAUAACGACUAUGCUGAGGUUUCAAUUAAUGACGCAACUGCUUCCACACAUCAUGCUGUUGCAACACCAGAUUUCAUUAAAGAUCACCAACCAUCUACAGCGACUACCGCAACAACGGCUACUACAGCCACUACUGGUACGGGAGCUGGAACAGGCAUUAUUGGCGGUGGCGGUAAUGCACAUGUCGUCACUUUUCUCGAUGAUGUGCCGAGCGGCAAUAACGGCAUAGUUAGCACAACAAGUCGCUUAAUAACCAAUUCGGAAUUAAACGCUCAAGCAAUGGAUAACAAUUCGGAUGCUAUUGAGCCGAUGGACGAUUUUGCAUGUACUUCCGGUUCAUUG